ACCUCUACUAGCGCCGAGCCCGCUGCCGCUGCCGCCGCCGCCCUGGGUGCCCCCCGCCACCGUCAUGGGAACUCCGCAUCAGAUGCUCCAACCGCCGCUUUGUCCGUGGGCCAUGUCGUGAUCCGUGGGCUCCGCCAGCGGGUUUUCUAUCCGUGAUCCCGACCGAGGCUAGGAGGGAAGAGGAGGAGGAAGAGGAGGAGGUGGGAGAGAGGGAAGAGGAAGGGGGGCAAGGUGGUGGUGGUGGUGGCGGCGGCGGCGGGGAAGAUGUUUGCCUCGGUGGGCCCUCGGGGCGGCCCGCGCCCACCCGUCGCCCCGGCCAUCCCGGAGCCGGACCUCAGUCACCUGACGGAGGACGAGAGGAAGAUAAUCAUGGCUGUGCUGGCUCGGCAGCGGGAGGAAGAGGCGAAAGAGGAGGCCAUGUUAAAAGAAGAAAAGCCUAUCCAAGCCAGAACAGUGAACCUGGUUGGACAGAAGAAACCCCCGCAGCAAAACGACGUCCGAGGUAUCCAGCAGCAGUUAUCCAGCUACAGAGAGACUGUGAUCCGACAGGCCACAGCAGCGGCAGGCUCGGCCGUUCACCGGGACGACGCGCCGACCUGUGGCAUCUGCCACAAGACCAAGUUCGCAGAUGGCUGUGGGAACCCGUGCUCGUACUGCCAGACCAAGUUCUGCGCUCGCUGUGGGGGGCGCGUGUCCCUGCGAUCCAACACGGAGGACAAAGUGGUGAUCUGGGUGUGCAAUAACUGCCGAAAGCAGCAGGAGAUUCUGACCAAGCCAGGGGAGUGGUUCACCGGGCCCCCCGGGAAGCCCGCUGGCCUCGGUUCAGCCGUCAGCGAGCCGUCAGUGUGCCAAGCUCCUGGGGAUAAGAAGCUCAGAUCUCGCUCUCAAGCACCACCGGGGUCCACCACUGCAAUCUACGACCCCAACCGACCGAGCGCACCUGGGACCGCGCCUGGCACUGAUGCUCGGUCGCUCAGUGAACCACCACGAGACACGAGGAAUGGACGGGGUGGAGGAGCUGGUCGGGGAGAGCGGCGGCAAGGCCAGCCCAGGCUGAAGACCCAAGUCUCCAUGGACCGGGACCUCAGGGGGGAGUCUAGGGAACGCAGGGAAAGUCGGCGCCUGACAAAGGGACGAUCUCUGGAGCACGAUCCUGUGGGAGGUGUUGGAGUAAGACGGACAGAAGAGGGGGAUUACCAUCACAUGGACCACACCGGUGCGCCCCCUCGACAAGCAGGGCCCGUCCCUCCUGGGGGCAGGGGCCAUCCUGUGCCCGGGCAGGGUCGAGGCACAGGCGCAGGGGGAGGUGAGGUCGGGGACGGUGCCCGACCUGGACAGAGGACGGCGGGUGGGGUAGGCGGGCUGCAUGAACAUGCUCUUUCACAGCAAGCCCCUCCCCCUGAACUCAGAGAACCUCCCGAUUCAGGUCCUGGCUCAGCCCCGGGCCAGGGACCCUCAGUGAAACGGACCAAACGGGACAAAGCUGAGAGCAUGCUGCGCAACGAUUCGCUAAGCUCUGAUCAAUCGGAAUCUCUGCGUCCGCCACCGCCGCGGCCCUACAAGUCAAAACGAGGGCAGGGGGCCGGAGGGAAGAGACAAACGAGCGUCAGUAGUUCGGAGGAGGAGGGCGGGACCACGCCUGAGUACAGCAGCUGUGAGGAUGCAGAGAUUGAAAGUGUCAGCGAGAGAGGCGACUGGGAAUGCUACCCACAUGACCCCACUGUGUGGCAUCAUCCUGUAACCUGGCAGCCAUCCAAGGAGGGAGACCAUCUGAUUGGACGGAUCACCCUCAGCAAGAGAACUGCUGCCAUGCCUAAAGAAGCUGGCGCUUUACUGGGGUUAAAGGUGGUGGGAGGCAGAGUAACAGAGUCAGGGAGAUUAGGAGCCUUCAUCACCAAGGUUAAGAAGGGAAGCCUAGCUGAUGUGGUGGGACAUCUGAGAGCAGGUGACGAGGUUUUGCAGUGGAACGGGAAGCUGUUACCGGGAGCAACUAUGAAGGAGGUUUACAACAUCAUCUUGGAGUCUCAAGCUGACCCUCAAGUGGAGUUGGUGGUAUCCAGGCCUAUUGGGGUGUAUAGAAAAUAUCAUGAUAUCCCAAGAAUCCCCGACACGUCCCACCCUCCAUUAGAAUCUACAGGUUCCAGUUCUUUUGAGUCCCAGAAGAUGGAGAGACCAUCCUUAAAUGUCCUGUCUCCCUCCAGUCCCGGGAUGCUCCGAGAUGCUCCGCAGUUAAUGCCAGGGCGACUCUCAGUGAAGCUGUGGUACGAUAAAGUGGGUCACCAGCUCAUAGUGAACGUGCUGCAGGCUGUGGAGCUUUCUCUUCGGCCUGAUGGGCGGCCCAGGAGCCCCUAUGUCAAAAUGUACUUCCUCCCUGACCGCAGUGACAAGAGCAAACGAAGGACAAAAACAGUGAAGAAGACCUGUGAGCCAAAGUGGAACCAGACAUUCGUCUACAGUCACGUCCAUCGCAGGGAUUUCCGAAACCACAUGCUGGAGCUGACCGUGUGGGACCAACCCAGGUCUCCAGAGGAGGACAGCAUCUUUCUGGGAGAGGUCCUGGUGGAGCUAGAGACGGCCUUACUGGACGACAAGCCUCACUGGUAUCCCCUCCAAACUCAUGAUGUCUCAUCCAUACCACUGCCCCAGCCCUCCCCAUACCUGCCCCGACGACACAUAGACGCCCCUGGCAAGAAAUUGCAGCGUUCUCAGCGUGUAACAGAGGCUGAAUUUGAUGAGGGUACAGCAGUAGUAUCUAAAGCAGCAGAUGGACGUGGCAGGGAGAGGCAGCGGGAGUCCACAUCUACCCUGGAGGUCCCUGAGCAGCAGAGGACCCCCACCCAUCACAUACGUUCUCGUUCCGUCUCCCCUCAUCGAGAGGAGCAGGGGCGCAUCCGGUCGCGGCCACCCAAUGUCCCCCUCCAGAGGAGCCUGGAUGAUGAGCUUUCUCACGGUCACCGUUCUCGUUCUCCGUCCCGCUACUACGACGCUGGUAGAGGUCGCCAUCAAGGGGAAGGGUAUCUGGACGACAGUGAGGUCUUCACGAUCCACCAAUCAAUGCGAGGCAAAAGUGCUGAGUGCCUGCACACCAGGAGACCUACUAGGCACAAUAACACACUGCCACCUAAGAUGCCACUUUUGUUCAGCAGUUUCCGCAAACAGGCAAAUAGUGAUCUGCAGCCUUCUCUGGACAGGGUUAGGAGCGCUAGUGCCAACUGUCUGGCUCCAAACAAUCAUGCCCCCUCACCAGAGACUGAAAGAAAAUCUUUGUCCCAUUCCCUGCCCCGAAGACGUCCGGCAAGUCCAAGGAUUCUUAUUCAACAUGCUUCCCCUGAAGAUGACAGAAUAUGGAUACUACUUCCGUCUCAAGAGAGUUUAAUUCACCUCAGUACAAAGAAGAGGAAGCCUCGGACCCUGGAAACACCUGAAAGCCACACUCUUGGCAGGAAGCUCUUUGACAGUGGCAGGGGACACCUCCAAAGUGGUGGGUCUCUUUCCUCCUCGGUGACGUCCUCAUCAACUCGCAGAGUGAGGCAACUCCCACAGCUUCCCCCCAAGAGCAGCACUGUAGAACAAGCCCUGGUAGCAGAGGAGCGUGUCCGUCAGCUCCAGAUGAGGGUUCAUUCCAAUCGGGUCUCAGCUCCAGCCACCUCCAGCCAACAGGACCUUGACCGAGCGCUCAAGAAUAAACGAGAGCUCUAUAAGGACCAGAGGAGAAGUAGUGAAAAUGUUUCCCAUAAGUCCUCAGACAGUGAUGUCAGCGACGUCUCAGCCAUCUCUCGAACCAGCAGUGCCUCUCGCAUCAGUAGCACCAGCUACAUGUCCAUCCAGUCAGAGAGACCCCGCGGACGCUUCAGCCGAGCCAUGCGCGCAUCGGGUCGCCACAUGAUGAAGAGCACCAGCAUCAGUGGUGAGAUCUACGGCAUGGAGCACGCUGACGGCAGCCAGUCAGACACGGCACUCGGGAGCCUGGGUAGCGGGAUCAAGAAGCGGCGCUCAAGCUUGAGCCAGCGUGUUGUCGCCAUCCUGCCAUCCAGAAGGAGUCGAAGUACCUCGCAGCUUAGCCAGACAGAGGCGGCGGGUAAGGCGGCGGACAGACAGAAAGAAGCGUCAGCAGGUAAGAAGGUGGGUAAGGCCGGCAGCAGCAGCAUCCAGAGGAGUGUGGAGACGGGCAUGGCGGUGGAGUAUCCACGAGGAGGGUCAGCCAUGAACCGACAGGCGAGCAGAGAGUCGACCGACGGCAGCAUGAACAGCUACAGCUCUGAGGGGAACUUGAUCUUCUCAGGGAUGCGUUUGGGUGCUGACAGUCAGUUCAGCGACUUCUUGGAUGGAUUAGGCCCCGGUCAGCUAGUGGGCAGACAAACGCUGGCGACACCAGCUAUGGGUGAUGUUCAGAUUGGUUUGAUGGACAAGAAAGGCCAGCUGGAGGUGGAGGUGAUCAGGGCACGAGGCCUUACCCCCAAACCAGGCUCUAAAUCCCUCCCAGCUCCCUAUGUAAAAGUGUACCUGCUGGAUAAUGGAACAUGUAAAGCCAAAAAGAAAACUAAGAUUGCACGAAAGACCCUGGAGCCGCUCUACCAGCAGCACCUGCUCUUCGAUGAGAGUCCCCAGGGCAAGGUGCUUCAGGUGAUAGUGUGGGGUGACUAUGGACGAUUGGACCACAAAUGUUUCAUGGGUGUAGCACAGAUACUGUUGGAGGAGCUGGACCUCUCUAGUACGGUGAUCGGCUGGUACAAACUUUUUCCACCAUCCUCCCUGGUGGACCCUACAUUAGCUCCGCUCACACGGCUGGCGUCUCAGACGUCACUGGACAGCUCAGGACCGCCGCCGGGCGUUCGGUCCUAGUGACCGGACGGUGACCGCCUACCCCUCAACACCCCUUAAGUGACAAAAUAGUAUAAUGGACCACAGCUACUGGACCACUACUGAGCAGAGGGGUGACAACACGCCCCGAGGAUGUCGACGAGAAGCCCUCUUUCAAAUGAUGAAAAGCCAGACGGAGAGACAGGGAAUGCGAGUGAGAAAGAGAGGGAGAGAUAGAACUAGCCAAUCAAAGCUUAGCUGGAGUCUGACAAUCACGUCUCACACCUUCCCUCUCCCUCCUCCUUACACCUUUUUGUGUUCAAAGUUUUGCUUUCUUUGUUUUCUCCUCUGACCUGCAGCAGUGGAGGCUUCUGUCCAACAUUGUUUUCUUUUUUCCGUAUUUCCUUGUGCGGCCACUAUCAGAGCACCCAAACAAAGUGGGGUUCUCCGCCUAGUAACCCUCCAGCCAAUCAGAGUAGAGCUUACAGCCAGGCCACAGGGAAAAGUGUGGAAGUAGCAAAUAGUUGCGGCUUCACAGGUUCAGCUGUUGUCUCUUCAGGUUUUACCGUGGCGAUAGUGAUGAGCUCAAGGGGACAGGUCCCGUUUAACCGUGAUGGAAAGGGAGCCUGCACAUGCACUCGCACAUUCUUAGCCUUGACAAGAAAAGCUGGACUCGUUCAUUCGAAUCGAGGCCAAACCUUUUCCGUGUGGAAAGAAAACAUAGACCAAAUUGCGGAUUAGAAUUUCACUUUUGAUUUUGGAUCUUUUGUUUUUUCCUGCCUUUGUUUUUGCCUACUGUCCAGAAUGGUGCCACAUGGUGCAGACUCCCUCUGUGUAUGUCUAUGUUUGGUUUUUGAGCGAUGGCAUGCCAAAGGCCAAUGACAAAGGCCAGGCCACAUUUCUUUGAAUACCCUCCGCCCGACCGCCACCGCCCGUCUCCUCCCCUCCCCAAACCCCUCGAACUCCCCCUGUGGGAGGGAGCAGCAUGACUCGGGGACGCCCCCUCCCCGGCCCCCAAGCUGCAUGCACGUUUCUUUCGUUCCGUUCCGUUUUUUCGGUUCGUUUCUCUACUUUUUUGUAAAAUCGAAAGACGAGACAAAUUAAGGAACAAUUCUCAAAAAAACAAAAACAGAAAAAAAGACUAGACUAUGUGUGUUAGUUCCACAUACUUUUAGGCCAGCUUGUAUGUUGCAUGUUCUUGUACAGUUUGCUCGUACUGAAUAUGAAUACAAACCGAGAAAAGCCAAGCCAUCCCCGCCCCCUAACAAGAGCGGAUCUAAUGGGGGGGAGGGUGACAAUUCCACCCAGGCCUCGCCUACCACUCUGGGUCUAAAUAUCUGUAUUAGGAAGUCUCCAAAAGAAAAAAAAGAAAUUGUCUGAAUUAUUUUUUUUCUUUGAACCCUUUGAACAACAGUGCUGUAGUACUGAGCAUACUCGAACCCCUGGCGUAUCCGAGGAUGUAGGUGUCUAAACUGUAGUUUAUGACGGUCGGGGCUAGAGACAGAGAUAGAGAAUGUGUGUAUAACAGCUAAAUGUAUAUGAAGUAUCAUUAUGAGUUUGAUAUAAAUUAUAAAGAUAUAGAUAUAUGAAUAUAAAAAAAGAGUGUAUCUGACUGUACACCCGUCACCAAUACACGCAGACAUGCACACUUUGUACAUACAAAUUAGGCUUGAACUUAAGUUAUGAACGAACAAACGCAUCGCUGACACACAAACAUUCCUGGUCUUGUUGAGGGGAAUACGCGUCCAGUGCUUGAGCUGCUGAGUGGCUACGAGACACAAGUGGGCGCCAAUAGGCCUUUAUUUUGAUUUUGUCCCAGUUGCAGAAAAACAAGCAGAACCAAUUGGAGCAAAGUUUACUUUCUCUUCCUGAAAACCAUGUUUUUUUUCCCCCCGUUUAUUACUAUUGGUUUGGACUGGACUUCUAAAGCCAACAAGAAACCUGGUUUUGCAGACGACAUAUUUUGCAGAUGUUUUUUUGUUGAAGCACUUGGCGGUACGGCCGACUGCCCCUUUCCUUUGUCAGUAUUACUCCAGGAAUACUGAUUGUUUACAGCCCAUGGCUCCCCACUCCCAAACCACGAUACUAGACGAAAGAUGAAGUAUUCACUGCAACAGUUCUUGUUUGUAUAACAGAUGUGGCUCUACUGAUGUGUAUGUUUUAUAUUCAAGAGUUCAUUUUUAUUAUUUACAAAUAAAAGACUGUGUGGAAGAA
Molecule: messenger RNA, 7014 nt
Organism: Neolamprologus brichardi
Lineage: Eukaryota; Metazoa; Chordata; Actinopteri; Cichliformes; Cichlidae
Gene: rims1a
Product: regulating synaptic membrane exocytosis 1a
Biological process (GO): positive regulation of synaptic transmission; regulation of synaptic plasticity; regulation of membrane potential
Cellular component (GO): presynaptic membrane; cytoskeleton of presynaptic active zone
Molecular function (GO): small GTPase binding; transmembrane transporter binding
Source: RefSeq, a predicted model, not a curated record